UACCUCCUAUGUAGAGCGUUUAACAUUAUCGAAUAUUUACACGGGUGAUACAUGUAUAAUUAAGGAUUUUAAAGACAAUUAUCCUUUCUUUCUCUUGCUUUUAUCUUGAAUCUCUGCUUUGCAAUCAAUGGGUAGGAUCGAUUCAGCUGCUAUAUUUACCGUGAAUUUAAAAUUACAUGUGUUAAACAUAAAUCAUUUGACAGUAAAGCUAAAUGCUAAUCUAAACAAUGCCAGUGUGUGGAUUUUCAAACUCAGAUUUAUAUCUGCUUCCUGUUGUUUUUUUCUUUUUUUCACCUACAAGGUAUCAAGUCUUCUCUAGUAGCAUAGGUUGAUUGGUUGGAGCUUAACACAGUUUGGACAAUAUCAUAGCUAUUUUAUGGCACAAUAUAAACACAAUAUGAUCGGUUUUGAAGAGUGUUGGAGCAGCAUAGGAAUUAAACAGAACAGAUAGACAGUAUAUAUAUCAAUAUUACUUUUGUGAACUUUUGCAUCGUUUGUCACCUUGUGUCAGUACUUUUAGUACCUUGAUUAUCUAUACAUAAUGUAAACAUAUCCCGGCUUAUUUUUUAUGAACGGAUUGAUUGUUCUGAAGUAAAUGUUAGCAUAGCUACCCAACUUGAAUUUGGUCAAAACAAACUUUUAAAAUAUUUAAACAAGAGCUAUCACGCAGGUAAUGCAUACUGGCUGACACGCCACACAGGUAUUUGAUCAGGAGACUAGACGGAGGGUUGAAAUAACGGAGAGGCCAUACUGGAUCUACAGAAAAUGAACAAAGAUCAGCUCAAUGAAAUGUGUGGUUCUCUGUCGCCAUUAUCAAUUGACAAGGAACAAGAUGGCGAUACAAUGAAGUCAGCAGAAGCUGUAUCGUCUCCUCCAGUCAAACCACUGCUUGAUGAGCCACGCCUCACCGCCACCAUAGACACUGGGUAUUUAGAACUGUGUAGUGUUAGCUGUAUCGGUGAAGAUCAAGUCUGGACAUGUGGACGUAAGAAAAUCAUGAAGCUUUUCAAUCUUCAGGGUAAACUACUGACAUCAAUACAAACCGAGUCAGGUUACACACCACAGGACAUAGCAGUGACACGAGCCGGAGAUCUUAUUUUUACUGAUGAUAAAACUGUAAACCUGUAUAAGAAUAAACAGCUGCAGACCGUGAUCACACUACAGGGGUGGGAACCUCUCAACGUCUGUAGUACCUCCAAUGAUGAUCUCCUGGUUACCAUGAUCAGUGAUGACUACAAACAAUACAAAAUUAUUCGUUAUUCUGACUACAUAGAGAAGCAAAGCAUUCAGUUUGAUGAUCAGGGUCGUCCUCUCUAUUCAUCUGAUUAUGACGAUAAAUACAUCUGUGAGAAUAGGAACCUGGAUAUCUGUGUGGCUGACCGUGAAGCUAGAGCAGUUGUGGUGGUCAAACUGUCAGGAAAACUCCGAUUUAGAUACACUGGUCAUCCCUCUGAUACCAAGCAACCAUUUAAUCCAGCAGGCAUCGCUACAGACAGCCAGAGUCGCAUCUUAUCAUCAGACUGCGACAAUGACCGUAUCCACAUCCUAGAUCAGGACGGACAAUUCCUCCGUUACAUUCAGAACUGUCAGUUAGACUGUCCUCGUGGUUUAUGUGUGGACAUCAGAGACAAUCUCUUUGUGGCUGAGCGUGACACUGCUCAAGUGAAGAAAAUUCAAUAUCUGUAAACACGAUAUUAACUUCACAUCUCAAGACAGUGAUAAUUACAUAUCUAAUCAAAGUGUUAAUGACAAAUGUAAACACAGAGUUAAUUACAUAAUUAUUUAUAAAGAGUAAUAUCUACAGCUGCUUGUUAAUUACAUAUCUUGUUAAUUACAGUCAUGUGUUAAUUACAGUCAUGUGUUAAUUACAGUCCUGUGUUGAUUACAGUCGUGUGUUAAUUACAGUCGUGUGUUAAUUACAGUCGUGUAUUAAUUACAGUCGUGUGUUAAUUACAGUCGUGUGUUAAUUACAGUCCUGUGUUAAUUACAGUCCUGUGUUGAUUACAGUCCUGUGUUUAUUUUUUUUCUGAUGUUGACGGUGUGUAUUUAGCGUGUACUUGUGUUUGUGAGUUUAACUGAUUGAAAUUAGUCUGUUUGUGAUUAUAUCUUACUAUAAAUGUAUUACUAUUU
This is a messenger RNA of Ostrea edulis (European flat oyster), 2130 nucleotides long. RefSeq lists its product as uncharacterized. The transcript has 2 exons. The coding region runs from base 766 to 1686 and encodes 306 amino acids. The record is from RefSeq and is a predicted model, not a curated record. Lineage: Eukaryota; Metazoa; Mollusca; Bivalvia; Ostreida; Ostreidae.